This is a messenger RNA of Perkinsus marinus ATCC 50983, 635 nucleotides long. RefSeq lists its product as hypothetical. The record is from RefSeq and is a predicted model, not a curated record. The annotation marks the transcript as partial. Lineage: Eukaryota; Perkinsozoa; Perkinsida; Perkinsidae. The transcript has 7 exons.
AUGGCUACACAGAGACGAGCCAACGAGGCGGAGGUAGCGGUUGCGAGGCAUCGCGAUCGGGCUGCUGCCGAGAUGGAGACCAUAGAAAAGAAGAGUGUGCAGGUAGACGAGGAUUCGGCGGAACUGAAGAGGAGGCUGGUACUCCUUCGUCAACAAGAAGCUGAUGUUAGGGCUGACAUGAACGGCAUGGUUGAGAUGGCUUCUCGGUUGAAGAAUAGGGCCCAGCAAGUUGCUGAGGCCUAUGCGGCAGCUGAGCAUGUCCGUGCAGAGGCACACAGACUCCAUGCAGAGCUUAGUGAUAGGGAGAAUGAACUGGUGGAAGGAGCAAAGGAAAUGGAAGAGAUGAAGAGGGAGAUCGAGGAGCAGCGACUGAGGGUUAUUGAGGCCGAGACUGCAGUCAGUGCCCGGAAGCUGGAGAUGAUGAACCACACUGACACAUUAGGAGGCAUCGCCAUUGAGACUCUUGGAUCAGCCUCCUCUCAGCCAAAUUUGAGAGCUACCUUGUCCUCGGCGCAGGUUGGCCACAGACAGUCGAGGAGCAUGUCACGAGUCACCACGAGGCCACAACUGCUUCGAUCUGUUCCCGAUGCUGACAAGUGGAGGAAGCUAAAGGAGGAGGCCAUGCAGAUUGAUGA